Nylanderia fulva is the source of this 5761-nucleotide messenger RNA. RefSeq names its product C-Maf-inducing protein. NCBI's taxonomy places the organism in Eukaryota, Metazoa, Arthropoda, Insecta, Hymenoptera, Formicidae. The record is from RefSeq and is a predicted model, not a curated record.
CCCUCUCUCUUUCUCUCUGUUCUUCUCUCUCUCUCUUCCUCUGUCUUUCUCUUUUCGGAUCAUCCGCCUCCUCCGUGGAUUCUAUUUCUUCGAUGUGCAAGUAGUGUUCGUACGUCGUAGUCCGCGGGUAGUCCUGUUGCCAAACAAGAAGGUUUCAGCAUCUGAGGUGGCACGUCGACUCCGAGAGCCUAUUAGACCCGCCGAGACACGAGGUGCUGUCAAGUAUCGGGUCGUUAGGAACGAGGGUCGCGAAGAUGUGUCGCGGCGCGUUUCAACGUGCGCGUAAAAAAAAGUGAGGUUUCUUCAAGAUCCUGCGAGAAGGAUACGAUCGGUUCGAUGACUGGCUACGCGAAUUGCGAUCGAUCCACCCUCUUCUCCCCGCGAUGGUGAUCGCUGGUGGUGGCUCCGAAACGUUCGAGUGAUCCCCCUCCUUCGUGUACACUCGGCGAACAAUCGCGGCGGACGAUACUCCCUGCGAGGGUGAAGAAGGAAGAAGAACAGUCGAGGGACUGAAUUUCCGUCGUGAUACGUCGGGAUUAGCCCGAUAGAUACCGGAGAAAUUGCGACGCGACCCGGGGAACAAAGAGAGUCCCUCUCUCUCUCUCUCUUUCUCUCUGUCCUCGACUGACGCGGGGGAUUAUCGGUCUACGAGGGCGUCGGAGAGGAGCGGGAAAGUUCAGGCAGAAAAACAAGUAACGCGUAAAUCCUUCUAUAUCCAGUCGCGUCGGCGAUACGACUAUAACAAAAAAAAAAAGAAAGAAAAAGAGACAACUCUUUUCGCUACCACUCUUUAAUCCCAGCUGAAAACUAAAGGAAAUUCCUGUGUAUAUAGGACGAAAGCCUUAUCGCGGAAAGAACUGAACGCACAAUGUUUUGCUUCCAAAGUCCCUUCACGCGAUCGUCGCGCAGUGUCGUGUCCACGGCUUCCCUGUCGUCGAGCAAGAGCAAGUCUUCCCUGACGAGCGCGAUCCUGCCACCCAGCGAGAAGACGUCGCCCAACGCGUCCGAGUGCAAUCGACGCGGUUCCGAGGCUACCAGCGAAAGCUCCAACUCCUCCAUCAGGUACAUCGAUCAGGCCUCGAUGUCCGGCGGCAGCAGCACGGACACUCUGCCGGGUAUCCGCGCCGAUUAUCUGGAUCCCGAACCCCUGUCACCUGGCGCGGACGCUCUGACGUCACCCAGUGGAAUUACAGUCGUUUUGAACGGGACCCCCAACGACAGACAGAUCGUCCUCCAAGAUGAGAGUCAUCAGACCGCCGGUAGAGUCCUCGCGCCGUCACCGACCAAGAAGUCCGGCGUGAACGGCAACAGCUGGCAUCGCAAACUCAUCCUACGGUUCCGCUCCAGUGACUCAUCCAGCUUGAACAACGGCGAGACGCGAUCUUCUUCGACGUCACCGUCGCCCGCGAGCGAGUCGACGUUGGAGUCGGCGUCGUCAUUCUGCUCGAGAAAUCCUCGCGGUGACGAGAACAUAGGCGAAGCCACCGUUUCCUCGCCGUCGGUGCAGAUCGACAUGACCGGGAGUCCCCAGGAAGCCUUGGAGAACGGUUUCAGCGAGCCCGGAGAGGACGACGAGGAGGAGGAGGACGAGGACGAGGAGGUCUGUAACCCGGAGACCGAGACCGAGGAAGGCUCGUCCUUGCCGUCCAGUCCAGCAGCCGCGUCCACCGUCGGUCUCGCCACCUCUGCCGUACCCUAUUACGACUUCCUGUCGGUGAACGGAGGCGCGAUGCGCCAGGAGACCACCAGCACCAGCUCGCCGCAGUUGUCCUCGGGGACGAGUCUGCGAUCCAGCGUCGAAUCCCCGCCUGCGGAUACCUGCAGCUCUUACGGCGAGGACAGCAGUCCGGGGAUGGACUCGCUGAAACCGGAGGGCCUGGACACGUCCGCGGGUUGUCUACCCGCCGCGAGGUCCUGUCCGAAUCUGGAGCGGCAGAGCGCGGGUUGUUCGUCGGCCAGCGGUUCCUCGAGCGCGAGUCCCAGUCCGGGUCCGGCCGGACCCAGAUUCAAGCCGCUCGAGGAGGGCGACAUCCAGGUCUGCUACCUGAAUCACACCCGGACCCUGGUGAGGAAGAUCCUGUCUAGCAAGUUCCUGCGACGUUGGGAGACGCAUCAUCUGUACCUCAACGACGCCUGCCUGUCCUCCAAAACGCUCACGGGUUUCCUUCAACAACCUAUUCCGUACAGCAGCAUGUCGGAGGUCCGAAAGUAUGUCGUCGCCAGAUGGGAUCCCGCAUAUAAGAACUGUCUCAGCAUCGUUUUGCCGGAUGGAUCGUUGCUCCUACAAGCCAGCAACGCGUACACGAGGGACCAGUGGUAUCACUCGAUUUUAUGGAAAAAGAGCAUCUUCAAGUAUCAACAUUUGGUGUCUAUGAGCACACGGGAAGAGGUGAUCUUGCGCGAGUUGCGCACCAUGGUCGACUUCGCCCUGUGGACGCCGCUCCAGGACGAGAGGGUGGCAGGCGCCCCGUUGGAAGCUGUCGCCAAACUCCUGGAGGAGCCUAGCCCGAUUACGGAUCAGCCCGACACGGAUGCGAAGAUUGAAGGAAUCGUUCGCGAUCGUAGGAGCUGGGCGGAAGCUGUGCUUUCCGUUGUGGCGCCGCUUUUGGAAAAGGCCGCUCCCCCGGCGGCUCUCGCGAGAGCACUCGCCAGACUAGCGCAACAGCAUCCGCGGUCGCAGCUGGUCCCGAUGCUCAGCCCUGCGAUCACGAGAUGCCUGAAACACACCGUUGACUUUGGCAAGUCGCCGGACAUGAGGAAGUUGCUGCAGGUCUUCGUCGCAGCUCUGUACGAGAACAACGACGGCGAGCAGGCGAUCAGAGAUUACAUCUUGUCGGUUCACGGACCGGGUAGCGAUUGUCCGCACCCAAGGGUACUUCCCAAUCUCGUGUCCAUCUGCGUCGCGGCUAUAUUCCACAGGUUCGAAGUGUCGAGUCGCGUGUCGUUAAACGAGGAUAAGCCGCCGUCAUUGCCGCCCUUACAAUGCUACUUGCUCGUCUUGAAUAUUGCAUCGGAGUACGCGGACUGGCGUCCGGGUCUCGGAGCACUUUUACAACCUGUCCCGUUCCCGGAGGAAGCUCUGGCCGUAAAGAAAGUGCAAGAAUCGGUGCUGAUGUGCGUGAUGAAACGACUGGCGAAAGAUCCGAGAUGCACGGUGCAUCGCGUUUUACUGCCUGUUCGAGAACCGCGUCCUGGUUGGAUCCACAUCGCCGCCCCGUCCAGCCCGGCCUGUCCAGAUCGCGGAGAACUGUUCGGUGAGAUGCUGACGACUCUGCUGGCGUGUUGCUGUCGGCGAAAGAGGUUCAUCGCGUCUCUGCUGAAGCAGGCGGGCGACGAUUGCAUUUUACUGGCGGUGCGAGGCUGCGACGCCGCGCAAGAGGCUCUUUGCUUGAUGCUGGAGUGGCGUUUGCUGGCGAACGAGGAGGCGAGACUCCAGACAGUCAACGCGCUCGAGUCUACGGAGUCCGGAAAGCGUUAUGCCGCUCUCUGCCAGAGACAGAAGAAUCUGCAGGAACUGCAACAAAAGGGCGGACCGCGUAAACUGACAUUGCCAGUACGAGCGACCGAUGCCGACGUCGCCCUUCUUCUGGGUGGUCGCGCCCUCGGUAAUCUCGAGUGUCUCAGCCUAGCCUUUACCUCCGUGACGUCCGCGUGCGCGGAACAGCUGAUCAAGCUGCCGGCACUCCGAUAUUUAAAUCUAUGGGCCACGCAAUUCGGCGACGCCGGCCUACAGAUGAUCAGCGAGCACCUGCAGAAGCUCCAGGUGCUGAAUCUCUGCGAGACGCCCGUGUCUGAUAAAGGCAUCUCUACGUUGGCCUCAUUAACCAGCCUAAGGAAGCUGAACUUAAACAGCACGAAGCUGUCGGCCCAGACGUUUGAGUCGCUGAAGAAGCGAUUGCCGGCUCUGCAAGAAUUCGACGUUCGAUACACGGAGGCCUGGUGACCCGAGGUUACAUCCAGCACCUCACCCAUCGAGGGUAGCGAUCGUCGUGACGUGAAAACGAAGAAACAACGCUAAGGUGCUUUUAAGUCAUUCGGAGUAGACAAUUUUGAAACUGACCGAAGUGACAUUAUUAUCGUUCGAAUUUUCGGUGUUAAUCAAUUUGAUAUAAUAUCGAAUGACGGCGAGACUCUACAAGAGAGUUAAACAAAGUCUGUUAUUAUCGAAACACUGUAAGCAGGAUAAGCGAAAAGACUUUUAUCGAAUCUUUAUCGCAUCUUCGACGAUGCUUAUACUUGUACGGUUUAACCGCGAUCGAUGUUCCGUUCCUUCCAGAGGGCGAUAAGAAUCGAUGAGUAUCAAUGAAAAUCCAUUAACGCAUCUUCCUUUCAUUUUCGAUAGAUGUUAUUUAUUCGAAAGAAAUGUUAGACAAAAAGAUCUUCCUCCAGAGUCUCGAAUCAACGAGUCGAUUCGACGACGCCGUCGCGACAUUAAUUUAGAGAUGUUCCUUCCGCGUCGUCGGAGUCUACAUUUUUCAGGGACAUUCCAGCGUCGCAAAUUUAAGACGUCAGUUUCCACGAAGGCGCACAUUCGUUUGAAUAAACGAAGAGCGUCGUUUGCAUAAAAUGCGAGUCUGAACGGAACGCAGAGUCACGCGAGGAGACACGUAAUCGCGUCGAAGAAGCGAUCCUUAGAAUAUGAGUCGUUUGCACGAUAAGUUGUCGGAAUGCCAUUCGAAAAUGGCAAAGGGAUUAUUUGUGCGCUAAUAUUGUGCGCACACACAUACACACAAUAAUAGACGCGAUUGCCUCGACGUUUCUCAUUGAAAACGAUCCGCGUUUAACGAUCCUUUGCAUUUUACACAAGUCUGAAGGUCGAGCAUCAACUUUAACGGUAAUUUCAACAAGUCCUUUACCUACUUCUAGUUCUAGAAAAGCGAGUUGUUUUUAUUCGUAUUUUUAUGUCGAGAAAAGUUAAAGGCGUAACACGAUAUUUAUCUUUUUUUAUUAUUCGCGUACAUAAUUUUUUGUGUUAAUAUUUUUGAUAGAAAUUAAGUGUAUCGCCAUCCGACUUUACUUUAUCGAAUGCGUGUUCACCACUUGCGCUGAUAAAGUUAAUAAUUAUUUAGAUUCGCGUCGCGAAAAAAACUAUCACCGGAGUGUGAUGCUGAUAAAAAAAAAUAGACGCUAUUAUUGAUGCGUAAUUUUACAUAAUGAAAAACCACACAAUUUUUCCUGCCUACAAGCUGACUUCUCUUAAUGUGCAGACAAGAAAAAUCGUUGGACAGUUUAUCAAAUCAUCAUCCACACAGGGUCGACAUUGAUUGUAAGCUUCCUAUCAGCAAAGUUUACAAUAAUGAUGAUGAUGAUGAUGAUGAUGUUGAUCUUCCACGAUCUUGGAAACAAAGACUGCUCCCAAUCGAGUGUCAGCGCGUUGCUGGGAUCGCAGCCGCCAAAUCGAUCCUCCUCUUGCGAGAAGUGUCCUCUCGCGAGGGACACUCUCGAUUAACUCCUUUCCGUUCGAGGCGUGCCCAACUGCCUUAAUCAGCGAGUUCUGAGCGACCACUGCCACAACGCGCGAACGCAAUUUUACUUUAGAGAAAAAAAGAAGAAAAAGCGCUCGCGCGCGAAGCUUCGCGUUUCCUCGUGUAAAGGCGAAGCUUCGAGUCGCGGACGACGCGGAGUCGCACUCGUGCAUUUCGUUCCCUAGUGUAAAUAGAUAAGUAGACAAUUAAGGAAACGUUCUCCCUUUCUCCUGUUUCUCCUCCGAUUAUUAAUACAAUUUUAUGCGUAGAUUUUAAUAAUUUAUUCUCUAGCUAGA